Messenger RNA from Acanthopagrus latus (yellowfin seabream), 2308 nucleotides. RefSeq names its product cyclin-dependent kinase 2 (gene cdk2). Gene Ontology annotation, cellular component: nucleus; cytoplasm; cyclin-dependent protein kinase holoenzyme complex. Bases 532 to 1428 code for a protein of 298 amino acids. The record is from RefSeq and is a predicted model, not a curated record. The transcript is spliced from 7 exons. Gene Ontology annotation, molecular function: ATP binding; cyclin-dependent protein serine/threonine kinase activity; cyclin binding. Lineage: Eukaryota; Metazoa; Chordata; Actinopteri; Spariformes; Sparidae. Gene Ontology annotation, biological process: regulation of G2/M transition of mitotic cell cycle; regulation of gene expression; signal transduction.
AUCAGCCAUUUAAGCUGAAGCAUUUUUUAAAUAACGCUUUACUGGAUUGUCUUCACCAGUGUCAAAAACAACAUGUCUCUAUGACAGCGCUUUUGAAGAGCUAAUUAAAAAAAACAGAGAAACACCACCCGGCUACAACAGUCGGUGUGUCUUAAACACAACAAACGAGCGCUCCAAGGCUAACGCGGGAAACGCCGCUGUGUCGGUUCAGUGUUUUCCACAGAGGAGCAGGCGCCACGCUAAUCCACACAGCAACGGAUACUAUCGGUACCAAGGCUAACAAAUGACCUGAGCCCGGAGGCUGUAGCUGUUUGGACCCGAGAAAGCUCAUCCUUGUCAGGACCGCGGUCCUCAGGCUGUGCCCGGACGGUUUGAACCAGCCCGGAGGAGCAGUUAAUUACAUGUCGGUCUGCACGCUGCUCGUCAACGUCUGUCUGCCACCGAACAGUUGUUAGCUCACACACAAAGAGCCGAGUCUUGCUAACUAGCUAAACAACUAGCACACCUUCUGUUCCUACUUUCUCCAAUAUAAUGGAUACGUUUCAGAAGGUGGAAAAGAUAGGAGAAGGGACCUAUGGAGUGGUUUACAAAGCCAAGAACAAGGUCACCGGAGAAACUGUUGCUCUCAAGAAAAUCAGGCUGGAGACGGAAACUGAGGGUGUACCAAGCACUGCCAUCAGAGAGAUUUCACUUCUCAAAGAACUCAGCCACCCAAACAUUGUCAAAUUGCGGGAUGUCAUCCACACAGAGAACAAGCUCUACCUUGUUUUUGAGUUCCUUCAUCAGGAUCUUAAAAAGUUCAUGGACUCCUCCUCAGUCACCGGUAUCCCACUGCCGUUGGUUAAGAGUUAUCUUUUCCAGCUGCUGCAAGGCCUGGCCUUCUGCCAUUCUCACAGGGUUCUUCAUCGAGACCUGAAGCCCCAAAACCUCCUCAUCAAUGCCCAGGGGGAGAUCAAGCUCGCUGACUUUGGCCUGGCAAGAGCUUUUGGGGUGCCUGUCCGCACAUACACGCAUGAGGUGGUAACACUUUGGUACAGAGCACCAGAAAUUCUCCUUGGCUGUAAAUACUAUUCCACCGCUGUCGACAUCUGGAGUCUGGGGUGCAUCUUUGCGGAAAUGAUCACAAGGAGGGCCUUGUUCCCCGGCGACUCUGAAAUCGAUCAGUUAUUCCGAAUCUUCCGCACCUUGGGCACGCCGGAUGAGACUGUCUGGCCAGGAGUCACAUCAAUGCCCGACUACAAACCAUCCUUCCCCAAGUGGGCUCGGCAGGACUUAUCCAAAGUGGUACCGCUUCUGGAUGAGGAUGGAAGAGAACUGCUUGGAGAAAUGCUGAAUUAUGACCCAAACAAAAGGUUGUCUGCCAAAAACGCCCUUGUGCACCGAUUCUUUCGCGAUGUCACCAUGCCUAUACCUCAUCUGAGACUGUGAGUGGAGAAGAACAUCAGGCUUUUUUUAAUGUCAACAAUGUCAAAGCAAUAAGGACCUCCUUGCCUUGCUCCAUGUCCCGCACUGGAAUGGACAGAAAAAGUGGACCCUGCAGGAUAUGUUGGAUCUUAUAGGGGAUAUUUGUUAAUACCUAAAACCAGCUUUCUAGACGAUAGAUGUCCCGAGAGUCUUGCUGUUAUUUCAGCCAUGAUGUUAUAAUAGUUAUGAAUGUUUAACUGUAAUUUUCCACAGAAUUGUUUUGCAUAUUUAUGUACAGCUGCCAUUUUUGAUGUAAAUGUUAUUUGUGAUUGGGAUGGUCGUCUGACUCGGUGCAGGUCAGAUAGACACGUUUAAGUUAUCUGCCCUUAAAUUUCCCAACUUAAACAUGAUGGCAACUUUAGGAUGUCCAAAUUCAGAUAGUAUGGUAGUUACAGUAAAAUAUAAUUGAAGAAGUUUUUGGGAUAGUGCAAAUAACAAGAUAAAAGAUGGAGUGUGGCUCUCAGCACAAGUUGUCACACAACAAGCAUCAUCUGCUGAUGUAAAACAAUCCAUACUGAAAGAACAGGAAAUUGCAAGUUUGUUCUUUUAGGUUAAUUUCCUUACAGUGAAAUUCAAAAUGUGGGUCUAGUUUAUCUUGAAGUGAUUUUAAAACGGCACUUUUUGGUUGUUGAACAUGCAGAAAUGUUAGUUGGUUUUCUGGCAGGAUUACUCACCAAACUGAGUCUCUCAGCUUUGUACAUACACUUGGUCCCUGUUGUAAUUCAAUUUUACAGUGUGCUGUUUCAUCUUUCUUACUCUUGAUUUUAUUCCAAGUUAUUGAACUGUUUUUAUGGACAUUGUUUAUUUAGAGUUUGAAAAAAUAAACUUGUUUAAAUAAUUGUUA